Messenger RNA from Quercus robur (English oak), 1419 nucleotides. RefSeq names its product protein COP1 SUPPRESSOR 2. The record is from RefSeq and is a predicted model, not a curated record. The transcript is spliced from 6 exons. Lineage: Eukaryota; Viridiplantae; Streptophyta; Magnoliopsida; Fagales; Fagaceae. Gene Ontology annotation, cellular component: spliceosomal complex. The coding region runs from base 178 to 1095 and encodes 305 amino acids. Gene Ontology annotation, biological process: mRNA splicing, via spliceosome.
AGAUCAGAUUUUAGUUUUUAGCCAAAAGGGUUUGAAUUGAUUUGGAAAGACGGAAGGAAGAGCAGAGAGAGCAAAAGAAUCAAGUCGUUCGAUUUGCAAAGGAAAUCCCUUUUCCCUCCACCAAUCUGACAGAGAAAGCUUCCAAACUCUCUUCCUUUUUCCUUUUGAGAGGUCGAGAUGCAGCAGCAGCAAAAGAAGAAGAAUUUCAGGAAAAGAAGCAGUAUUCAAGAGGAAGAAGUAGAAGGGGAGGAAAACCCAGUAAAAUCCGAUGACGAACAAGAAAGAAGAAUGGCAUUGGAGGAAGUGAAAUUCCUGCAGAAACAGAGGGAAAGGAAAUCAGGAAUCCCUGCAAUUUCUAGUACUAGUAAUAAUGUAACAUCACAAACAACAACAAGCGGUGGUGCUGUCAUUGGUGGUCUUGGGUUUGGACUUGGUUUUUCUAAAGUGGGUAACAAUCGAAAUAUUGUUAACGACACUAAUAAUAAAAAUGACGCCACCGAUGCCGAGAAGGAAGACCUCGUACUUCAAGACAACUUUGCUCAAGAAACUGCUGUCAUGGUUGAGGAUCCCAAUAUGGUGAAGUAUGUGGAACAAGAAUUGGCCAAGAAGAGGGGCAGGACAAUUGAAUCCACGGAUCAAGUUGAGAACGAAUUAAAGCGUGCUGAAGAUGAAUUGUACAAAAUUCCUGACCAUCUUAAGGUGAAGAGGCGAAACUCAGAAGAGAGCUCUACUCAGUGGACCACUGGAAUCGCUGAGGUUCAGCUUCCCAUUGAAUACAAGUUGAGAAAUAUUGAGGAAACAGAGGCUGCCAAAAAGCUUCUGCAGGAGAAAAGGCUCAUGGGUAGGCCAAAAUCAGAUCUUAACCUCCCCUCAAGCUACAGUGCUGAUUAUUUCCAACGUGGCAAGGAUUAUGCUGAAAAACUUAGAAGAGAACAUCCUGAGCUGUACAAAGAUAGAAGUUUACCAGAUGAUGGUGCUGGUUCCAAACAAACUGAAACUAGCACAGAUGCAGCUGGACAAAGGCAAGCUGCAACAGAUCAGUUCAUGCUAGAGCGCUUCCGUAAACGAGAACGCCACCGUGUGAUGCGGAGAUAACAUGCUCUUGAUUCUUGCAGCAGCACCUGUUACAACUAAGUUUGAAGAAUAAUUUCUGUACUGUGUCCGAUGAUGUCAUUUAUGCUACAUUGCAGUUGGUUAAAUUUUGACACAUAAGUCAUGUUGCAGUAAAAUUGUUGUAAUCAUUAAUCUUUUUGAUGAUUUGUACAUUAUUUGAAUAGGUUUACAUGCCUAUAUUCUGCGGAUGACAACUGACAGUCCUUUCAUUAUUAGGUUCCAACUUCUUUCUGUUUUUAACAACUAACAAACUUUCCUAAGGGAGAAAGAUUGUCUCUAUUUAUCCAUAAUGCUUUUGAUCUGCCA